GAAACGACUAGCAAACCCUGCGUUGAAUCAGGUGGAGAAGGUGUGUCCGUUGAUUUUCCCUCUACUUCCUUCGUCCUCAUCGUUCACAGGAAACACUCACCAGACUGCGCAAUUGCAGCGAUGGAUUAUUCGGGCUACAACUACCAGCACCAACCGCAACAUCAACAACAUUCCUAUGGCUACGACCCUUCUCAGAUCCAAAUCCAACCCUACGAUCAAUCCUAUGCCUAUCAACAAUACUACGCCUACAAUCCCCAAUACGCCUAUUUCCCCAACACACACCAACCCCAAUUUCAAUACCAACCCGAACCCCCUCCUCUUCACCCUCCCGGCGUCAACCCCACCGCCCCCGAACCCGCUCCGACUGGGCCAUCACAAUACAGAGGUAGGGGUGGCAGGGGUGGUAGACCAUUUAGAGGGGCUGGUCGUGGUCGAGGCCAUGGUAGGGGACAUGGUGUGGGUGGUGGUAGGCACGUACCAUCCCAUUCUUCUGGACCUGCAAUUUCUAAUCUGCCAGGUGCACCUGUUGCUGCUGGGGCUACUUCAGUGGUAGAACCGUCAUCAUCUGUCUCUGUGCAAAAGCAAUUACCUAAACCAGCUCGAGUGCAACCACCAGUACCACCACGGAAAGCAUGUUGUGAAAUUUGUAAGGUUGAGUGCAAUACUCCAGAAAUUUUGGAGCAACACAGGAAUGGGAAGAAACAUCAGAAGAAUAUGAGGGUGCAUGAAGAAUUGCAAAGGCGCAAUGCUAUAAAUGGACAACAGAGUGGACAGAUUCCUACUUCUGAAUUGAAUUUAACAGAUCAACCUGAGAAAGUUCAGGAGUCUGAGAAAAAUGGACCCCCCAAACAAAAUAUGGCCACUGGGGUUAUUGUUGAUAAUCACAAGAAGGAAAUACAGCUGCAGAAUAAUGCAGGAAACAUAUCUGAGGUUCCAGCUGAAGUGCCUGAAGGGAAAACCAUAGAUAACUCUGCUGCAGGAAGCCGAGGAUUGAAGCGGAAGAAGAAAGGAGGAAAAGGAGUUAAAUACAUGAGAACUAAUGAUGGUUCAAAGGCAGUGGAACCUGCACAAACUGUGUCCUUUAAAUGUGAGCUGUGUGAUGUUAAAUGUGAGUCACAAGUUGUUUACCAGAGUCAUGUGACCGGAAGAAAGCACUUAUCAAGAUUAAGGCGUGCUCAUGAAUACCAAGCUUCAUCUGGAGUAGGCCAGCAGCAACCUCUAUCUGGAGCGCACUUGGGGCUUCAAGCACUUUACCCAACUGACAUCAAUGCUCUGUCUAAUGCAAUUAAUGCUCAAGUCCAACAAGGUGAUAAUGAUCCACAGGUACUUUUGGCUCAACUCCUGAUGACUGUGCUAUCGCAAGGACAAGUUCCAGCAACAGCACCAUUGGCAGGUGCCGUGGCUGCUCAGGUGCCAGCACCCACAUCUAUGGCUGGACCGAGUUAUGAACCCCAGUUGUUGCAGACACAAGUAUCCGGAAUCACAGCACAUGUUCAGAUGGAGAAUUCUUCUGGGGGAACAAAAUCUGAGCUGUUACCUGUCCCACUGGGGUCAAACACUCAGCCAGGUUCAAGUGUCAGCACCCAGAUUGAAGGUGGAGGUUCUGAAACUAAACAACAGGUGUAAAAUUUUCCAAGAUAGUUCAGGUGUGACACCCGUAGUCAAUUCAGGUGCAGAAAAUGACCAAAUACCUUUAGAAUGUGAAGCUCCCAUCACUUGGUUGGACCAAAGAAGAUUCAAUCAUUCUCUCUUUAAUUCUUCACUUUUUUUGGAUCAGGAUUGUUAAUUAUCUGUUACUUUCUUUUCUAUCGGGAAGUUUUAAUACCGUAGGAAUUGCUCAGGAAUGUUAGGAUGUGCUAGAAAUCCUUUUCGUUACUACAAUGUGUAAAACACCUUUGAGUAGUCGUUGAGGGGGCUGGAUUAAUGGACGUAAAUGGUUGUUAAA
Molecule: messenger RNA, 1945 nt
Organism: Cajanus cajan (pigeon pea)
Lineage: Eukaryota; Viridiplantae; Streptophyta; Magnoliopsida; Fabales; Fabaceae
Molecular function (GO): nucleic acid binding; zinc ion binding
Source: RefSeq, a predicted model, not a curated record